ACCGCGUAUGAAUUAAACAAUAUUAUUCCACAUAUAACGAACACUAUUUUAAAAAUGUCAUUUGUGUUUUAUUUCGAUUUUAAAGCUUUUUAAUGAACCCACACUAAACUAGAAAAAAAUGUUAUAAUAUGGAAGUGCUCAACAACUGUUAAAUAAUAAUUCACGACGAGUCUGACAUGUUAUUCGCAGAAUCAGUUAUUUAUUUAUUUCCUUUUUUGUUUGACAGAUGUGCUAACAGAGACCAAUAUUUCAGGUAACGUUCGCCUCGCAGACGGAGAUGUUAAUUGGGGUCGAGUAGAAGUGUUCCACGAAGCGAAUGGGGGUCAGUUUGUAAUAACGACAUAAAUAAUAACUUUGUGGACGUUCUUUGCAGUCAGCUCGGAAUGUACAAAGGCCAGUUUUUGAGCAACUCCGAGUUCCAAAAAGGUUUGGAAAAAGUCUGGAUGAACACAUUCGAGUGUAUGGGUGCUGAAUUAUCUAUUGAGAAUUGUACCAAUUGGAGUGUGAGUGAUGACUAUAUUGAUUACAAUAUCGAUUGUAAUUUUCACGUUGGUGUUGUAUGCAACCCUAAAGACUGUCCGUCCCAACAGAAGAUAGAAAAUGGUAAACUUGUAACAGAUGGAUCAACAUCAUACGGAUCAAUUGCUCGAGUGAUUUGCGACACGGGAUUCCGUGUUUCAAGCAACUUAACAAACGGUGGCGUAAAAUGCUUUCCUCAUGGUGAAUGGGAGACAGUAUACUGUGAACGCAAUAGUAAGCUGAUUUUCGUUACAAAUGAUCAAAAAGCUGUUAGCCCAAAGACAAAUUUGGCUCCUGUCCAAUGCCUGUCAAACACUGAUUUUAAAGGGGUUCAAUGGCCUACAGUUGAUGCAGGGAAUGCAACAAGGAAAAACUGCACGGACGGAUACUCUGGUAUUAUAACUAGGAGUUGCAGUGCAAGUGGUUAUUAUGAAAAACCUGUGUACAACUGCACAACGCAGGCUAUCAGCGCGUUAUUUAACAAGGUUAAAGACAAUAUGAGUGUAAACAUCAAAGAAACAAUCGAUGAUUUGAGGAAAGAAAUCCGCAUCAGUUCAGAAGACAACAACACCAAUUCUGGGGAUAAGACGGCACUUCGUGUUGGUGAUAUUGAAACGGCGACAGAAAUAUUGAAACUUAUUACUGACCGAUUUGAAGCAAAUACUUCUGCCACUGAAAAUGUGACAGAUGUGACAGAUUCUUUCGUCGAUGUCGUGGCUAAUCUUAUUAGCAAUAGGACAACACAUUCAUGGGGAGCACUAUUGGACAAGGGCGGGGCUGCCACAGUGAUCAAUGUACUGGAUAACUUUAUAUCCAAAGUUGUUUACACCAGUGCUGUAUCAAAACAAAAUUUGACCGUUCGGAAAGAAAGCAUUUUUCUUGAAAUAGGCUCUGUGGAGCAAUGCUCAAAGAUAAAGUUUCCUAAUAGCGAGAAAAACGGAAACGUUCCAGAGUGGGCUUUGACGCGACAUGACACUGUUGAAGUUGCAUGCCGUGGAAGUGGUGGACUGACGUUUAGUGGCUCCCUCUUCAGGAAUAUUACGUCAAUAAUGUCGUCAAAAACUAAAGACUCGAGGCAUAUGGAAAUCAAUGCCCCGGUUCUUGCGUUCAGCGUGCACGAUUCCACAACGGCUUCUGGUGCACAGAACGUCACCUUAGUAUUCGAACUAUUUAAUACAGACUUAAGCAAACCGUCGUGCAGCUUCUGGGAAAAGGGUAAUUCAAGUGUUGAAGGUUUCUGGUCUAGCGACGGAUGCGAACUAGUGGAAUAUAACCAACAGACUGGACGUGUAACCUGCUCAUGCAAUCAUCUCACAAACUUUGCUGUCCUGAUGAGUCCAGGCGUUACAGUAGAAAAGAUCCAUCAUCAGGCUCUCAGUGCUAUAACAGUGGUUGGAUGUUGUCUGUCCCUGGCAGGUCUUGUAACAACGUCAGUAAUUUACGUAUACUGUUGGAGGAUGGUAAAGUCAAACCGAGCCACCUUGCUGUUAAACCUGUGUGUAGCUCUGUUAGUUGCGUAUCUAGCGUUCCUCAUAGGAAUUAAGCGCACACAACCAAUGGGCGCUUGUACAUUUACCGCCGUGUUGCUUCACUACGUAUAUCUCGUGGCAUUCUUCCUGAUGUUGGCAGAGGCAGGCGUUAUUGCGUUGAUGGUGCUGAGCCCGCUAACCAAGACGGAUAGCGUCCCAUACUUCUUGGCAGGAGCAUAUGGUAUUCCUGUCGUAAUUGUUGGUGUGUCCAUGGUCGUGACACAGUUGGACGGUUACGGCAAUGAAAGAUUCUGCUGGUUGUCCGUGGAGUCAGGUCUGUUUUGGGCGUUUGCAGGACUAGUCCUUGCCAUAGUCGUGACAAACCUGAUUAUCCUGGUGCUCGUGUUGAAACAAUUGUUCGGAGUUGCCGCCAUGUCAAAGAAAACAGACGCUGAAAAAGUCAAGACCGGUGUUCGUAGUGUGUGUAUUCUACUUCCCGUGCUGGGACUCACCUGGGUGUUCGGCAUUUUUGCAGUCAACAAGGACACGCUCGUCUUCCAGUACUUGUUUGCAAUCUUCAACAGUCUGCAGGGGUUCCUGAUUUUUCUGGUACAAUGCGUGUUUGACAGAAAAGUACGCGACGCUCUCCGUCAGAGGAAGUUACCAUGGUUUACAUCUACCGACGUUCGUACCGGAGACACAGAGAUGAGGUCUACGCAGAAAUCUACAUAACACAGUGUCAGUGUGCCCACAUCGAAACGAGAGUCAAUACAAAGUAUAAGGCGACUCUACUGAUAUGAUUGAUUUCAUAAGUGUUGUAUUCGCAAUAAUUGGGUUGUAUCCUAAUGGCAAACCUUAUGCAAUUUUGCAUGACCGCUUUUAAUAUGAUUAAGGUGUAUGUAUUUAUGGAGUUUGAACAGUUUGAAAAGUAGUGAAUAUGUAGUGCAAAUACACUUUCAAAGUUUUGUGUAUCUUAUUUUGUGUAAUUUAUACUAAAUAUUUUGCAUUGAAGAGCUUUUCAUUACAACAUGUUGUUUAAAAUUAUGACAUAAUUUUGAUAAACGACAAAGGACAUGAACUUGUAUCAAAACAAUCUGGACUAUGGCGUUGUAUCACUUCUUUGUUGGCUUAGUUUGAUAGUAGAUUUUGCAAUGAAAGUUUGAUCGUGAAACAGUCAGAACAUUUGACUGUGCUUGCAAAUCAGUUGUCUAGUAGAUAACCAUAAUCGUUUUUUUUUCCUAAAAUUAAUGCAAUGUGUAUCCUCGUCAGAUAGAUAUUAGGAUUGUAACGUCUGUUCAAAAAGUAUAUUGGUGUUUUAUUUUUCUAUAAAUAGUAUUUGUAUAAAGGCGUAUUUAAUUUCUCUUUUAAUUUAUUUACUUUCUUAAAUUUCUUAUAAAUAUGAUGAUUAAUGUGUAUGUUUUUUUUCCAUAACAUGUAUGGUUUUAUUUUAUUUAUUUUCUCUUAUGGUUAAUAAAGGUAAAAAAGUUCAA
Dreissena polymorpha is the source of this 3478-nucleotide messenger RNA. Its product is annotated as adhesion G protein-coupled receptor L3-like. Lineage: Eukaryota; Metazoa; Mollusca; Bivalvia; Myida; Dreissenidae. Gene Ontology annotation, molecular function: G protein-coupled receptor activity. Gene Ontology annotation, biological process: adenylate cyclase-activating G protein-coupled receptor signaling pathway; cell surface receptor signaling pathway; negative regulation of angiogenesis. Gene Ontology annotation, cellular component: membrane. The record is from RefSeq and is a predicted model, not a curated record. The coding region runs from base 384 to 2720 and encodes 778 amino acids. The transcript is spliced from 24 exons.